Messenger RNA from Thunnus maccoyii (southern bluefin tuna), 2767 nucleotides. RefSeq names its product pipecolic acid oxidase (gene pipox). Bases 27 to 1217 code for a protein of 396 amino acids. The transcript has 8 exons. NCBI's taxonomy places the organism in Eukaryota, Metazoa, Chordata, Actinopteri, Scombriformes, Scombridae. Gene Ontology annotation, cellular component: peroxisome. The record is from RefSeq and is a predicted model, not a curated record. Gene Ontology annotation, molecular function: sarcosine oxidase activity; L-pipecolate oxidase activity; flavin adenine dinucleotide binding.
UAAGCAGUGCAAUAAGUAGGUAUGUUAUGUCAAUGCUAAAUAUAGUUAACAUGUCGACUAAAGAGGAAUAUGACUGCAUAGUGAUCGGGGCCGGCGUCCAGGGCUCCUUCACGGCUUAUCAGCUGGCGAAAAAGAACAAGAAGACUCUUCUGCUGGAGCAGUUCAUUCUGCCUCAUACACGAGGGAGCUCCCAUGGCCAGACCCGCAUCAUCCGCAAGGCCUAUGAGCAGGACUUCUACACCCACAUGAUGGGGGAGUGCUAUGAGCUGUGGGCUCAGCUGGAGAGAGAGUCUGGCGUCAAGCUAUACAGACAAACAGGACUUCUGGUGAUGGGACCAGAGAACAGUGAGAAUUACCAGCUGUUUAAGAAUACCCUGCAGAGGAACAAGGUUCCUAUCGUGGUCCUGAGCCAUGACAACUUCAGCCAGCACAUCCCACAUGUCAACCUGGCUGAGGGAGAUGGAGCUUUGGUGGACAUGACUGCUGGAGUUCUGUAUGCAGACCGAGCACUCAAGACUGUACAGGCUCAGUUUGAGAAGUUGGGUGGUGUCAUAAGAGACAAAGAGAAGGUAACAGACAUCAAGCCUGGCCCUGUUGUGAUGGUGUCAACCUCUGCUGGUGUUUAUCGAGCCAAGAGUGUGGUAAUCACUGCUGGACCCUGGGCUAAUAGACUGCUGGCCCACACUGGCCUACAGCUACCACUAGAGGUGGUAAAGAUCAACGUGUGCUACUGGAAAGAGAAAGUUCCUGAAUCAUACAACGUGAAGCGGCGCUUUCCCUGCUUCUUACUGACAGAGGGAGAGGAGUCCAACGAGCACAUCUACGGCCUCCCGUCCAAUGAGUACCCAGGCCUGGUUAAGAUAUGCUACCAUAUGGGCAGUGAGACAGACCCAGACCAGAGAGACAAACAGACAGACAGGUCUGAUAUCGACAUCCUCCAACGCUACGUUGCCCGCUGUUUACCUGCUCUGGAUCCUGAACCUGCCGUGGUGGAGAGCUGCAUGUAUACGCUCACACCAGACCGUCAUUUUGUGCUUGACUGCCACCCCACCCACAGCAACAUUGUGAUUGGAGCAGGAUUCUCAGGUCACGGCUUCAAGUUUGGACCUAUCAUUGGCAAGCUGCUGUGUGAGCUCACCCUGGGAGAAGUGCCAUCCUAUGACCUUUCACCUUUCCGAAUUAAACGCUUCCAGGCUAACACCAAAUCAGCUUUGUAGAACCAGGACGUCAACAUAUCAUCAAGGCCUGUGGUAUGACUGACUGAUUGUAAUUUAACAGAGUAUGAAACACAUAGAGAUCAUGCUGUUUUGAUCUGCUGCUUAAUUUGAUGUUGUCAGUUUGUGUUUCCACAUAGUGUAAUCGAUUAGCACUCAAGCGAUUGUAAUGAAACCAUUCAGUACAUUUACAUCUACAUUUCUUCAACAUUUUGGGAGCUACUUAUUUGCUUUUUUGCUGAGAGUGAGAUGAGAAGAUUGAUACCAAUCUCAGACCUGAGUGUAGUAUUGAUCUUCUCAUCUCGUUUCCCUCAAAACGUCAUGUUUAAAAGAAAUCCAGUGUAGGUAUUAGAGAGGAGAUUUCUCCUGGUUAAAGCAGAUUUCCUAGCCAUGUAUACGCCGGCAGAUGAAAGGAAAGAUCAUUACAUGUAGCAAUGCAUCCUUGUAUUCAAAACAAUUUAAUUUAAAGUAAGAUUAAAACAAACAGUCAAAAUAAGUUGAUUUUCAAUGCUGAACUUUUAGAAAAUUCUGAUAUUUUUGCACUUUUAAGAGUAACUUAACACCAGGCUGAAAAUCAGUGUUUCACAUCCCUCUCUAGUUGAACAUUUCCUUCUGUUUCACUUUUGACUAUCAGAAUUGUGCUCUGUAGCCACACCCAAAAGUGAUGUCAGUAUACUGACAUCAUAGAGUACACUUCUACAUCACUACAGUGAAGUGAAAAGAUGAACCACUAGCAGUGCCCAAAUACAAGAUUUUCAGCUGAUGUUAAGUUGCUCUUUAAAAGGAAAAUCUACCACCUCUUCAGAGCCUAACUUCUUACUGCCCUGUCAGCCCUCAGACACACAAGCGGAAAAAAAAACAGGGAACAGUGCAUAGUACCACUACUUCAGUUAAAAUAAAGUAAUGCUUCCAAAAUAAGGUCAGUGGUAGGGGAGAAAUCUGAUUACUGACCUGCUGCAAGUGACCAGCUUACUAUAGUGCAUGUAAAUAUGUUAUCCCAUAACCUGGUUUCUCUGAGUAACUAGGUUUCUUGUGUUCAUGUACACGUUCUGAGUGACUGAGAUGGAACUGGUUAGUGAUGAAACAUGAACACCAGCAUGUCACCAUGAGCAGUCUACCUCAGAGCUGCAAGUGGAGCUACAGAGCUUGCAUAUCAUGUAGUACUUGUCCUCUUCACUAUUGUCUUAAUACUGCACAACUAAUCUGCUGUAUGACAUCCAAAUUACAUUAUACAGAUUGACAUUAAUGAAUGAAUGAAUGAAUGAAGGAAGGAAGGAAGGAAGGAAGGAAGGAAGGAAGGAAGGAAGGAAGGAAGGAAGGAAGGAAGGAAGGAAGGAAGGAAGGAAGGAAGGAAGGAAGGAAGGAAAAAUGACCUGUAAAAUUUAGAAGUCUAGAUGUUCUCCAAAGCAGCAUAAAGUAAUGAACUGAAUAAACUAAUACUGCCUUGAUUUUGACCAGAAUUCCAACAUUGACAACUACAACUACAUUCUAACAUUGUUAUGUAAUUGUAAAUUCACUGAUCUGUGACAAGUAAUAAAAAAACUAUAAUCUUA